Molecule: messenger RNA, 3379 nt
Organism: Bemisia tabaci
Lineage: Eukaryota; Metazoa; Arthropoda; Insecta; Hemiptera; Aleyrodidae
Gene: Prp19
Product: pre-mRNA processing factor 19
Biological process (GO): protein ubiquitination; DNA repair; mRNA splicing, via spliceosome
Cellular component (GO): Prp19 complex; cytoplasm; U2-type catalytic step 1 spliceosome
Molecular function (GO): ubiquitin protein ligase activity; protein binding
Source: RefSeq, a predicted model, not a curated record
GUACUGUUAAAGUUGACAAAGUUACCGAAGUGCUGCUCAGUUUUCUUCGAUCUUUUCAUUUUUCAGUGAUAGUUUUUUGGUUUAUGUUUGUAUCCGUCGAAUGAUAUCGAGCUAGGAUGGCGUUAAGUUGUGCAAUCUCGAACGAAGUUCCUGAACAGCCUGUAGUGUCGCCUGUGUCAGGGUCUGUUUUUGAAAGACGGCUAAUCGAGAAGUACAUCAAUGAAAAUGGAAUCGAUCCAACUAAUGGAAAAGAGCUCACAGUAGAUCAGCUGAUCGAAAUCAAAGUAAACGCGGUUGUGAAGCCACCUUCUGCCACAAGUAUUCCAGCAAUUUUAAAAACACUUCAAGAUGAAUGGGAUGCUGUGAUGCUGCACAGUUUCACACAGAGGCAGCAACUACAGACAGCUCGGCAAGAGCUUAGCCACGCUCUUUACCAGCACGAUGCUGCUUGUCGAGUCAUCAGUAGGCUGACCAAGGAAGUUACCGCUGCUCGUGAGGCCUUAGCAACAUUAAAACCACAAGCUGGUAUCAUGACACCCAACCCAACAACAAUACCCCAACCGGCUAUUGCUGCGGAGGCAGGUGGUGUGGCUGAUCAACCAACAGAACAGGCAGGCAUGACUGCUGACAUUAUCCAAAAACUGCAAGACAAAGCUACAAUUUUAACACAAGAACGUAAGAAGCGUGGUCGCACAGUCCCAGAAGAACUCGUGUCCUCGGAAUCACUACGCAGCUUUAAGACUCUUGCCUCUCACCCGGGUCUGCACAGUGCUGGUAUUCCGGGGAUCUUAUCAUUGGAUGUACAUGCUGCUGAUACAAGUAAAAUUCUCACUGGUGGAAAUGACCGCAACGCAACUGUAUUCAACAAAGAUACCGAACAAAUUGUAGCGAUAUUGAAAGGUCACACGAAGAAAGUCACUCGUGUUAUUUAUCAUCCAGAGGAGGAUAUUGUAAUCACAGCCUCCCCAGAUUGUACGAUUCGAGUUUGGGAUGUGCCCCACUCUCAGUUGAUGCAAGUCCUGCGAGCUCACGACACGCCCAUCACUGGUCUCUCAAUCCAUCCUACCGGGGAUUAUGUCCUCUCAACAUCGACAGAUCAACACUGGGCAUUCUCUGAUAUCCGAACUGGUAGCCUCUUGACUAAAGUUGCUGAUGAAUCAUCGGGACCCUUAACAACAACACAAUUUCACCCUGAUGGUUUGAUCUUUGGAACUGGAACGACAGAUUCACUGGUGAAGAUUUGGGAUUUGAAAGAACAGUCAAACGUUGCCAAUUUCCAAGGACACUCUGGACCCAUCACUGCCAUUUCCUUCUCAGAAAACGGUUACUACUUAGCGACAGCUGCUGAUGAUGCGUGCGUCAAAUUAUGGGAUUUAAGGAAAUUGAAAAAUUUCAAAACUCUACAGUUAGAUGAAGGCUAUGAAAUCAAGGAUCUCUGCUUUGAUCAGAGCGGUACCUACCUUGCAGUUGCCAGUGCAGAUGUUAAGAUUUUCUUGUGCAAACAGUGGCAAGAACUUAAGUCCUUCAAUGAUCACACUGCUCUAGCAACUGGAGUACGUUUCGGUAAACAUGCACAGUUCAUCGUUUCAGCCAGUAUGGACAGAACGCUGAAAAUUUAUGGCCUCUAGAUGGAUUCUAGCUGCUUUCUUAGGAUGUUGUAUUCAAUUCUUUGUACAGUUGAAGUGUCAUCUCAAAGACUGAAGACCGCUGGAGUCGUUAAAUGUGAAACAAGUAAAUUGAAUAGUCAAUGGAAUAAAACAAGGAUACUUCAUAAACAAAGCGUGUGUAUUAAAAACACCCAUUCAAGAGAAUGUCCUAAUAUUUUCUUAAUGAAAGUAUUGAUUGUAAUGCUUGACAAGACUAUGUAUAGUGAUUCUCAGCGUAGCCCCUGAAAAUUGCAAACGGAGAUAGAUGUGGUGUACAAAAUAGAUUUCAUUUUAUCAAACGACAGAUUUUUGUAGAGUCCAUUCUUUUAUCCAAAUAUAGAAGAGAUACCAUGGUACCAGAUGUAAAUUUUGCACCAAAAUUUUCAUUUUUAUGGCGGGUUACAUGAUCUGUUUCAUCAGAUCAAUGGACCAGUAGACAAGGUAAGAAUUUAAGUAUGCUGAUACAUGUUUCCUAAACAUAAUUUUACAAAGAGCGAAAAUAACUGAAUUAAAUUUUUAGCAAGAUAAUAACGUUUUUUUAUGCAUGAAUUCAAACUGCCCACUUAUGGAAACAAAGUAACCUUCUUGAGUUAAUCGCACACUGAGCAUUCCCGCAAUAAUGGUCUCUACGAUUUGAAAAUGUAACAGCCUUUAGCUCAGCUAUAGCAAGUUGUUGAAUCUUUGAGCAACACAGGGUGGGAAAGGAACAACGCUCGAUUGAGAAGCCUGCCAAAACCGUUGUGCGCUAUUUGACUUACAUAGAGUAUUGUUUUUCUUGUGUGCUGGCAAUUCAAAUUUCCUGUAACCAAAUUAUGUAUAAUACAAACGUUAAUAUCUUAGUUAAGAGUUGAUUUCAGUCAUUUUCGUCUUGCAAAUUGUGUUCUACGGGAUUUUGGUUUAGAACCAUACAUCAGAAUGUGUAAAUCUGUACCUUAUCUACUGGUCCAUUCUGCAACUUCAAAUAUACAUAUAGGCAGUCGUUUAUUUAAUUUUUUCUGUUGAGUAGGUUCAUUCCAUAAAUUGAAAGUUAGAAUUUUGCAUAAAGCCCAAAAAAGCUUUCGCCGAUUAUAACUGACUUUUAAAGUUCUUGCUGAAUGCCUUGAGUGUGUGGGCCAGACUUUAUAUUGCAAGAGAAAUUCAAUACUUACAGUGAAAGAAAAUAGAAAUCACUUCUUUUACCUUUAGUGUUGGGUGUAAAAAAAGAAAAUAAUAUUGAAUCAGGAAGGAAACUCAAAAUGACGAACUUGAGAGUGUAAUUAAUUCAAAGGUUUGUUGAAUCGUUAUCGAAUGAUCGUGAUCGAUAAAUCCUUAUCUUAGCAAUGCUAUUUAUUGAUCAAGGUCAUUCCAUAACAAUUCAAUAAUCGACUUGUAGCCUCUUUAUCACAGAUCUUUUCAGAAAUUAAUGUCUUUUUCAUUUGCAAAGGUAUUUUCCCUAGGUUUGUUGCAUUACUGAGUUGAGCGUAGUCAGAUAUGUUACUUUAAUUUUCAAUUUUUUUAAAGUAUCAAUCAGCUCUGGGAUUAACAUUAGAGUCUUUCGGCAGGCUUGUCAUCAAACAUUUGUAUGUUCCUACUUGCAUUCAAGCCUUGAUCUUUUAAUUUCAGAACUUGUAUUUUUAUUGCGCUUGCUUCCUCUGCAUGAGUUCUGCAAGUUAUCAAUUUGUAUUCUCAUGUGUAAAAUUUUUAAAACUGUCUCUUCUUUUGUGAAUAAAGUGUAUUAUUGAUUUUUAUAAAAA